AUGCUAUUGGAGGAGCAAUUACGGGAGUAGGAUAUUUUUUAGCAUAUCAACAAUACACAAUAUUUAAUAUAUAUGAAAAUAAACAAAUAAUAGGGUUAAGCGUUUAUUAUAUAUUAGCUUAUAUUGUUAAUUAAAUAAAACUUGGUUUUGAAUAAAGUGAAGGAGUUAAUUUUAUAUAAGAAUUCGAUUAUUAAUAAUAUAAUUUUUAUUCACUUAUUUUUACUUUUUCUUUAUUUUUUAUUUUCUUUUCUUACGAAGUAUUUAUUGGAUUUUUUUUAGCUUUUGGAAUUUUUAUUUCUUAAAGCUUUAAAAAAGAUUAAUUAUUUAAUAUAAGUUUUUUGA
This is a messenger RNA of Ichthyophthirius multifiliis, 342 nucleotides long. RefSeq lists its product as hypothetical. The transcript has a single exon. Lineage: Eukaryota; Ciliophora; Oligohymenophorea; Hymenostomatida. The record is from RefSeq and is a predicted model, not a curated record.